GAAAUAGCUGAUAAAAAUUACAAGUUGACACUAUAACUCAGUUAGUUGCCGUGUAUAUAUCUAUUUAAAAAUAAGAAUUUGACGACUCUAAUUGAGGAUGAAUUAGAUUUAUCAAAAUAAAAUACAUUCGAUAGAAACCCAUAUGUUUAACAUUAAACUUGCAAGUUUUUAAUAUCUAUUCAUCUUCAUGUUGACUUUAUGCCAUAACUAUUUUCGUGUUUUACCUAAUAAUAAAAACAAUAAAGAUGAUAACCAACAUAUUAGUAAAAGGAGAUACGCCUUUGGUGUGUUCAUUUUAUUAUUGGUUGUUUUACUAUGGGUAUUAUCAUCAGAGUUAACAAAGUACAUAUAUACUGAAAAGAAACUAGAAAGACCAUUUCUAGUAACCUAUGUAAGAAGUUCCUUCCUAUUUAUAUAUUUACUACUUCUUUGCUUUACACCACCAACAAGAGAUCCUUGCCGCCCAGCAGAUUACACUCAAUUAAUAGAACCUGUUGCUGAAACUGAAGAUGAACAUUAUUUUAAUGAGUCUACAAAUAGUUUAGGGGAUUCUACAUUUGUACCAGUGCGUGCUGGAGAAACCACAGAUAGUGAUGAUGCAGCCCCAAGGGCAGUGCGCUUUAACAAAGUUGCUGAAGUGCGGGUCAUGUCAGCAGCUAUGGCGGGCGAGGCGUUACUCGCUCGCCUCUCGUGGGCCGCUUCAGUGCGGGCCACUGAAUACGCGCAACGUCGGGCCGCUGCUGCUGCGACGAGACGUCAUCUCAAACUCGCCCUGAUGUUUUGUAUACCUUGGUUCAUAUCCAACUAUUUGUAUCGGCUAAGUAUUCUGCAUACGAACACGAGUUCAGCAUGCGUAUACGCUUCGACUACGGGCGCGUUCGCUUUGUCGAUCGGCGCAGUGUUUGCGCAGGCGUCCCAAGAUCAUUUCUCCUUAUCUAAAGGCGUGGCUAUACUUCUAACUGCCGCUGGCUUGGUAGUUUUAGGCGUUUCGGAGAGUCACCAAAGUAAUUGGACAGCAGUUCUAGCAGCUCUAGGCUCCGCGCUUUGUUAUGCUGUUCACCUUUUGUUAUUACGAAGAGAACUGAGGAAAGGCGACGGAAUCAAUUCCCCACUCCUAGUUGGUUUAGUGGGUUGCGCUUGCGGUUGCCUAGCAUGGGUGGCGGGCGGUGCGCUAGCGGCGGCGGGCGUGGAGAGAGCGGAACUGCCCUCGCCCAGACUAUGGACCUGGCUGCUGUUAGACGCAGCCCUAGGACCAAUAGCCAUCGAGUCACUCUGGCUACUGGGUAAAUCGUAUACAACGUCGGCUACCGCUACCAGCAUGCUCGGUCUGACGUUACCGAUGGCGGUGUGCGUGGAGGUGUACCGUGGUGCGGGGUCGUGGUGGCGCAGCGUCGCUGCGGUGUUGGCCGCGGCGGGAUGGGUGACCGCCGUGCUGGAUAUACCGCAGAUAUCGACACCGCUCACGUGGAUCACCAGCAGGUUACGGGCCGCUGAAGGAUUCACGGCUAUAAGAAACAUAUCUGAUUUAGAUGAACAGUCUGAAGCACUAAUGUCGUCUGACGAGCCGACGUAACGGCCCGCUAGAGGGCGCGACGAGAAUCGCUUUAUACUGCACCUAUUAAUCUAAGCUCACGAGCAAACAAAAUAAAGUUGAGUUCACAGUGCACCUUAAAUAUGUACUUGAAGUACCUUAACAGUCAAGGUAUUGUAAAACAGAUUGUUCUACAUUCGUAUUAAUACGAUAUAUUCUAGAUAAAGGUGAUUAGAUCUCAAUAUGAAAAUUCUACUACGAUAUCUUCAUCACAAAAUUAAUGAAAAUAGUUUAAAUGUUGUAAAAAAAACAGGCCAAAUGCAAGUUACAAUUGCACACGAAGGGUUGCGUACCAUUAUAUGAAUAAACAAAAUUUAAAAAAAUCAUUUCUUGUAUGAGAGCACCCCUUAACAAUUUAUUUUAUUCUGUUUUUUGUAUUUGUCGAUAAAGCGGCACCAGAAAUACAUCAUCUAUGAAAGUUCUCCUGUUUAGCUAUCACGGUUUAUGAGACACAGCCUGGUGAUAGACAGACAGACAACGGAGUCUUAGCAAUAUGCUCUUUUUUGUCUGUUAGAUACGGAACUCUGAAAAUAACAAACAGUAAUCUGAAUUUUUAUGAAUACACAUUUUUAUAUUGAUGUUAAUUGUUGUGUACAUUAUUUAUUACUAAAAUAUUAAUUGUGUACAAUAGUUCAGUGUGUAUUAGUUUUAUGUAUAAAUUGUGUAUACAGUGUGCACCGAGUUUUGUGUGAACAGACACUAUUACUAGUCUAUCUUAUGAUUAGCAUUUAUGAAAAGUGAAUAAAAUUAGUUUAUCGUAAAUAUAGUGUCGACCAUUCCAUAGUGUUUAGUAUUAUAUAACUACUUUACUGUAAGUUGCACAAACGUCCAUUAAGGUCUAAUGAUGCCUUUAAAGCACUUAUGAAUGUCAAAUUUGUAUGGGUAAUGGCGCUUUAAACUAAUGAAAACUUUAAUGGACAUUUGUGCAACUGGCUGUUAGUGCAAUACGAGUCAAGAUAAAUCUUGUAUACAUAAAUAUGAAUGUCACGUACAAGUAAAUAUAAUUAUCACUGUUAAUUCUUGGAUAAGCAUUGUAAUCGUUUCUUUGUGUGCAUAAUUAAUAAUAAAUUAAUGACUAAUUCAGUUGCUCUGACUAAAAUGUUUUAACAUAUUACUGCGAGAUUUUUACAGUUUUCAAGUCGGUCUGAUAUUCGGUAGUCUAAUUUUUUAAUUUUAAAUCUAUUGUAUUCCCAUACAAUUCGACAUAUAAAAGAUGUUUACGCAUAUUUGACUUAUGAUACUAAUUGCGAUCGCUAAGUCUAUUUAGAAAUAUAUUUAAUGGAUGAUAUCGUUUAUUUGACGUUAUUUAGAAAUGUCUAAUGCAAGCGUUAGACGCAAAUAUUUUUGAAAUAUUAAACGAAAGAGUUAAAUGCUAAAGAUUCAACAUUCGUCACAAAAACAACUGCGACUUUAAACGUUACAUAAUUCCAUAAAUCUCUUAUUACAAUCGCUGUACCUUUGAAAGGGGUCGCGAUAGAUUUUAAAAUAGACUACUAGCCGCAAGUAUGAAUUGAGAACAUCUUGCUCGAUUAAAAAGUAAGUUUUUGAAAUGACAAUACUUCAUUUUUCACUCUAGCGGUGCCUUCUCAUCUCUAACUUAGGGUUGUACAAACGCGUUUUCUAUCGUAAUUUAUCAAAUGUAUGUUAAUGGUAGUUUAUUGUGUGUAAAUAAUCAUUGUUAAUAUUACUCUUAUACAAUCAUGUUCUAAAUUACACAAACUGACAACUCUUAAAAAGUGUUAUUGACUCGUUUCAAAACUGUCCUCUGAUAAAACGGGAAAUUGUUGUAAUUUAAAAUGCUUAGACGGGCCAUUUGAAAAGCUAUAAGGUUUUAAAAUAGGGCAAUUGAAAUUAUUGGAGUGAUCCUCAUAUAGGUAGCCAUUAUUUGAUGCAGUUUGUUAAUGUUAAAUGCUUUGUUUAUUAAUUCUUAUUUUCGCACAGUUUGUGACAUAGAUUACGUUAAUGUAGUAAAAUGCAUUCCGCAGUUAUAAUAUCGCCAUUUGGAUCGAAGUAUUUGUUAAAUUUAUAGAUCUGCAAUUAAAUGUACUUAACUGAAAACUGUAUGACGGUUAGAAAUUAUAUUAUAAUUAUAUUUGUCGACAUGAAUACAUACCGCACUUUGUUACAACUCAAAUCUAACUUAUGUUUAUUUAAUUCUUGUUUAUUUGCGGCUGUAACCUAUCGCUCUAAGUAUAAUUAUUUCUAUUUACAAUAUGAAUGAUACAGUAUUAUUGUAAGUGAAUUAUUUAUGUUACGAGAUUUGUGGCAAUAGAUUUUAUAUUACUAG
This is a messenger RNA of Diatraea saccharalis (sugarcane borer), 3878 nucleotides long. NCBI's taxonomy places the organism in Eukaryota, Metazoa, Arthropoda, Insecta, Lepidoptera, Crambidae. The record is from the annotation of a GenBank genome assembly.